Dictyostelium discoideum AX4 is the source of this 2166-nucleotide messenger RNA. Its product is annotated as FNIP repeat-containing protein. The record is from RefSeq and is a predicted model, not a curated record. The coding region runs from base 1 to 2166 and encodes 721 amino acids. The transcript is spliced from 2 exons. Lineage: Eukaryota; Evosea; Eumycetozoa; Dictyosteliales; Dictyosteliaceae.
AUGAUUGAAAAUAAAAUAGAACUGAAUUGUGCACUCCAUACAAAUAAAAAUUUAGAAUUUUUAUGUUUAGAUUGUAAAUUAAUACCAUGUUGUACUUUAUGUAUUUCUAGAGGAGGUGAACAUCAUCGUCAUGGAAUUGAUUCAUUAGAAUCAAUACAAACAUCUUCAAUUCUUUCAAUGAUGAAUAAUUUUAAAGAUGUUUAUCCCAAAGUAAUUGAAAGAAUAGAAAAUGAUCAACAAAUAUUAAAAGAUUCUGAUGAAAUUUUCAAUGAAAUUCAAUCACAAUAUAAUAAAAAUAAAAUCACAAUAAACGAAGAAUUUAAAAAAAUUCAUAACAUACUUUCAAUAAUCCAAUUGGAUAUUGAAAGACAAUUAACAACAGAUUUCCAAGAAAAUACAUUAAUAAACACAACUAUAACCUCUUCAAUAAAUAAUAAUAAUAAUAAUAAUAAUAAUAAUAAUAAUAAUAAUAAUAAUAAUAAUAAUAAUAAUAAUAAUAAUAAUAAUAAUAAUAAUAAUAAUAAUAAUAAUAAUAAUAAUAAUAAUAAUAAUAAUAAUAAUAAUAAUAAUAAUAAUAAUAAUAAUAAUAAUAAUAAUAAUAAUAAUUCAAUCACAGAUAUAUUAAAUAUUUCUAUAAAAUAUAUACAACAACAAUAUAAUAAUGAUGAUCACUUUAAAAUAGAUUCAAAUUCAAUUGAAUUAAUAAAACAAUACCAACAAUCAUUACUAUUAUUAAAUAAUAAUAAUAAUGAUAAUUUAAAUAAAUUAAAAGAAUAUAAUAAUCAAACCAUUAAAUUCGAUAAUCAAUUAAUUAAUGAUAUUAAAAAUAAUUUAAAAACAAUUUAUUCUUUUGAAAAUAAUAAUAAUAAUAAUAAUAAUAAUAAUAAUAAUAAUAAUAAUAAUAAUAAUUAUAAUGAUAAUGAUAAUAAUAAUAAUUAUAAUGAUAAUAAUAAUAAUUAUAAUAGUAAUAAAGCUGAAAAAUUAAAUAUCGAAAUUGAUGAAAAUAAUUAUAAAUUUAUAAAGAAGCGAAAUAAAAACUAUUAUAUUUAUUCAGAGAAUAAUGAAUUUCCAAAAAAUAAAGAAGGUAUUGCGUUUGGAGAAGAUUGUGGUAGUUUAUUAGAAUUUAAUUGGAAUAAGAAUUUAAAGAAUGUUAUGUUAUUAGAUGGAUUUAAAGAAAGUUUAGAACCAGGUGUAUUACCAAAUGGUAUUGUACAUUUAGAGAUAGGUGAUAUUAAAACACCAUUAGUAGUUGGAUCAAUACCAUCAACAGUUAUAAGUUUAACAUUUAAUGAUGGAUUUAAUCAAUCAUUAGAACCUGGUGUAUUACUAAAUAGUAUUUUAAAUUUGAGAAUAGGUGAUAUUAAAACACCAUUAGUAGUUGGAUCAAUACCAUCAAGUGUUUUCAGUUUAGCAUUACAUGAUGGAUUUAAUCAAUCAUUAGAACCUGGUAUUAUUCCUCAAAAUAAUAAAUAUAAGGAUUUUUCAUCUAUGCAGGGUGUAAAAUACCUAACAUUACAUAAUAUUAAAAGUGAACUAAACAUUGGAUCAAUUCCAAAGUCAGUAUACCAAUUGACUCUAAGAGAUGGGUUCUCUAAAACAUUAAAGCCAGGUGUUAUUCCAAGAAGUGUAGAAAUUGUAACAUUACAGGAAAUAACAAAACCAUUAAUAAUUGGAUCAAUACCUUAUACAGUUUUAACAGUACAAUUUCUUACAGGCUUUAACCAAUUACUUACUCCAGGUAUUAUACCAGAAGGUGUUAAAGUAUUAGAAUUCUACCAAGUUAAGGACUUAUUAACUCCUGGUUCAAUUCCUAAAUCGAUUUAUUCAUUAAGUUUCAAGGAUGGUUUCGAUCAAAUAUUAUCACCAGGUAUAAUUACUGAUGGAGUGUGUGAGUUAUAUUUGCGAGGAAUUAAACAACCAUUAGUAUUGAAUUCAAUACCAAAUUCUGUCACAAAAUUGGAUAUCUAUAAUGAAUUUAAUCAAGAACUAACACCAGGAAUCAUUCCAAAUUCAAUAAAGGAAUUAACGUUAGGUAGUUUAAAUACACAACUUGUUGAAGGAUCAAUACCAAAAACAAUUCAAAAAAUUAUUUUAUAUGGUAAUAUUGAACCAUCAUCUUUAGAUGUUUGUAAAUUAGAUAAAUCUGUAUUGAUAUAUAAAAAAUAA